Molecule: messenger RNA, 1077 nt
Organism: Stylonychia lemnae
Lineage: Eukaryota; Ciliophora; Spirotrichea; Sporadotrichida; Oxytrichidae
Source: the annotation of a GenBank genome assembly
AUGGCUUCACUUUUGAAGAGCAUUUAGAUCCCUGGUAAUAUAAAUGAGGUAUAAGGACCUAGUGCAAUACAAAAUAAACCUGUUGUAUUUCUCUAACACGGAGUUCUAGAUUCUGCUGAUGCAUGGAUUGUGAAUCACGCUUCUUAAACACCUGCAUUUGUGCUUGCCAGAGCUGGUUAUGAUGUCUGGCUUGGUAAUAGCAGAGGUAAUAAAUACUCUAAUUCCUCUGCUGAUUCUAAAAAUGAAAAAGAAUAUUGGAAUUAUGAUUUUGAGGAUAUGGGAGAUUAUGAUUUACCAGCUGCUUUUGAGUAUAUCAGGAAUGUGACCAAACAAGAAAAAUUAGCAUAUAUUGGUCAUUCUCAGGGUACCAGUUAGCUCUUCUAUUCUUUAUCAAAUAACGAAACAUACUUUCAAGAUAAGAUAUCAAUCUUCAUAGCAUUGGGACCUGCCACAAGACUUACACAUGAAAGUUCGACACUAUUGAGGAUUCUUUCAUCAAAUGUGACUAGAAUUGCUCUAAAUAAUCUGUGCGAGGAGCAUGGAAUUUAUGAGAUCUUUCCUUACAACUGGCUAACUACUGGUGCAAUGGACUUUAUCUGUGAAGUUAUCCCCGAGAUAUGCUAGGCCAUUGUUUACCUUACAACAGAUUAAUACUUAGAAGAAGAUGAUUAUGAAAGACAGUAGGUGUACUUUGGACAUUUCCCUGCUGGAACCAGCGUUAGGUCUUUAAACUACUAUGGUUAAAUAAGAGGCUAUGGUGAAUUUAUGAGAUAUGACUAUGGCAAAGAUGGAAAUAUCUUGAAUUAUGGUUAAGAAACUCCUCCUAUUAUUGAUAUUACAAAGAUUUAAAAAGUCCCAAUAGCUUUAUUUGUAGGAGAAGAUGAUGAAGUUGCUACUGUGAUUGAUAAUAGAUGGGCAAAAGAUUAGCUAAAAACUUUAGUAUACUACCAAGAAUACAAACUUGGUCAUCUUUCCUUUUUAAUUGGAAAGGAUGGUAGUUACUUUACUCAAGAUGUUAUGAACCUACUCAAUACAUACCAUCCUUUAAAUUUACCUGAAUCUUAGCAAGCUAUAUGA